AUGACUGCUUGUCACGUUUUACUUGGUAGACCUUGGCAAUUUGAUCGAAAAGUUAUUCAUGAUGGUGCUACUAAUGUGUAUAAGGUGAAUAAGGAUGGAAAAAUCAAAACCCUACUACCAUUACCCCCUUCAAAAAUCCGAAACACAAAGCCUAAACCAAAAGAGAACCUAGUGUGUGGAAGUGUGUUUUUGGGGAGGAAAAGAUUUGAGAGGGAGUUGGAGGCUAAUCAUGUGGUGUAUGUGCUGGUGGCUAAGGAGGUGCAUGAAGGAAUGGAGGUGGAAGAUCCGAAAUUGAGGGAGUUGUUGGAGGAGUUUAAGGAUGUGUUUCCUAGUGAACUACCACCUGGCCUACCCCCUAAACGUGGAAUUGAGCAUCAAAUUGAUCUCAUUCCCGGAGCACCAAUCCCAAAUAAACCUUCCUAUAGAUGCAAUCCCAAAGAAAGUGAGGAACUACAAAGCCAAAUCAGUGAGUUGAUGGAGAGAGGCUACGUGAGGGAGAGUAAGAGCCCAUGUGCUGUUCCGGCGUUGCUUGUGCCAAAGAAGGAUGGAACAUGGAGGAUGUGUAUUGAUAGUCGUGCGGUGAAUAACAUAACCAUAAAAUACUGA
Beta vulgaris subsp. vulgaris (sugar beet) is the source of this 606-nucleotide messenger RNA. RefSeq lists its product as uncharacterized. The coding region runs from base 1 to 606 and encodes 201 amino acids. Lineage: Eukaryota; Viridiplantae; Streptophyta; Magnoliopsida; Caryophyllales; Amaranthaceae. The record is from RefSeq and is a predicted model, not a curated record. The transcript has a single exon.